This is a messenger RNA of Prorocentrum cordatum, 309 nucleotides long. Lineage: Eukaryota; Dinophyceae; Prorocentrales; Prorocentraceae. The record is from the annotation of a GenBank genome assembly.
AUGACGGCCGCGCCGCCAGACGCAACCCCGCUGGAGCGCACCUUCAAGAGCUUCGUAGGCUGGGCCUCCUCCGUGCCGGACGCUAUCGGGCUCGGCCCGGUGACCGCGGGCGACCACGGGGAGGAGGCCGCCGACUGGGAGGAGGCGCUGCGCAGGCAGAACGCCGCCAACGAAACCGAGAAGUUGGCGGGCGAGAUGGUCCACGUGAACAUUGGUGCGAUGGGGGCGCCGCGGCGACGUGGCGCGCGCAUCACGCGAAGCGACGUGGAGCGCCGCGGCGACGUGGAGCGCCGCGGCGACGUGACGUGA